This is a messenger RNA of Limanda limanda (common dab), 2007 nucleotides long. RefSeq names its product UDP-GlcNAc:betaGal beta-1,3-N-acetylglucosaminyltransferase 2, like (gene b3gnt2l). The record is from RefSeq and is a predicted model, not a curated record. The transcript has a single exon. Gene Ontology annotation, molecular function: protein N-acetylglucosaminyltransferase activity. Bases 1 to 2007 code for a protein of 668 amino acids. NCBI's taxonomy places the organism in Eukaryota, Metazoa, Chordata, Actinopteri, Pleuronectiformes, Pleuronectidae. Gene Ontology annotation, cellular component: membrane.
AUGAGAUGCAUCCAAGCCUUCAGUGCCGUGGUUCUCCUCCUCACUUUGUUUACCAUCUUCUUCUCAUCCUUUCACCUGGGGACCACCUACAGCCACCAGGAUCAACAUCUUAGCCACCAGGAUCCACUGAAGCCUCUUGGCCACCAGGAUCCACUGAAGCCUCUUGGCCACCAGGAUCCACUGAAGCCUCUGAACCAGCAGGAUCCACUGAAGCCUCUGAGCCACCAGGAUCCACUGAAGCCUCUGAACCACCAGGAUCCACUGAAGCCUCUGAGCCACCAGGAUCAACCUCUGAACCAGCAGGAUCCACUGAAGCCUCUGAGCCACCAGGAUCAACCUCUGAACCAGCAGGAUCCACUGAAGCCUCUGAACCACCAGGAUCCACUGAAGCCUCUGAGCCACCAGGAUCCACUGAAGCCUCUGAACCAGGAUCCACUGAAGCCUCUGAGCCUCCAGGAUCCACUGAAGCCUCUGAGCCACCAGGAUCAAUCUCUGAACCAGCGGGAUCCACUGAAGCCUCUGAGCCACCAGGAUCCACUGAAGCCUCUGAACCACCAGGAUCCACUGAAGCCUCUGAGCCACCAGGAUCAACCUCUGAACCAGCAGGAUCCACUGAAGCCUCUGAGCCACCAGGAUCCACUGAAGCCUCUGAACCACCAGGAUCCACUGAAGCCUCUGAGCCACCAGGAUCCACUGAAGCCUCUGAGCCACCAGGAUCAACCUCUGAACCAGCAGGAUCCACUGAAGCCUCUGAGCCACCAGGAUCCACUGAAGCCUCUGAACCAGCAGGAUCCACUGAAGCCUCUGAGCCACCAGGAUCCACUGAAGCCUCUGAGCCACCAGGAUCCACUGAAGCCUCUGAGCACCGAGGUCCACGACAGCGGUGUGAAAACGCCAUCCUCCGAGCAGGAAAGCUUCACGCAGCCUGACCCUGUUGAUGUGCUCAAUGUGUCUGUGUCUGAAGACCUCAGGAAGACCAUCCCUAAAAAUGGAGCGUACUGGAACCGCCUGCUGUACUUGGCCCUUAGCAUUCUGGACCAGGGGAAACUGGCUCUCAGAGGAGACUGGUCAAACUGCAGGGAGACGAAUGGGGAGCGGCUGCAAACCAACGUGGACGACCUGGCCUCCUACCCUGUCUUGUUGCAGGACUUCUUGCAGGGCAUGAACUGCAGCGCCUCUCCAGUCCUCAUCGAUCAACCCAGCAAGUGCAGCUCAGGUCCAGAGGACGGAAACGACCAAACCUUCCUGUUGUUCGCCAUCAAGACAACUCCCGGGAACUUUGAGGGGAGACAGGCGGUGCGGGACACCUGGGGCAAAGAGAAGGUGUAUCGGGGGGGCCUGAGGGUCCGCACCGUGUUCCUCCUGGGUACCCCCCCGCCGGACGCCAUCGACCUCAGCACAUUGGUCUCAUUGGAGGCCAAACACUUCGGGGACAUUUUGCAGUGGGAUUUCCAAGAAUCCUUUUUUAACCUGACGCUGAAAGGGAAUAGUUUCCUCCAGUGGACACUAACAAACUGUCCUCAGGCCUCCUUCAUCUUCAGUGGGGAUGAUGAUGUAUUUGUCAACACACCAGCAAUGCUCAGAUUCCUGAAUUCUCUGCAGGCUUCUCAUGCAUCUCACUUGUAUGUUGGACACGUCAUAAGGACAGCAAGUCCCCAUAGGGACCCCAACAACAAAUACUACAUUCCUAUGAGCUUCUAUGAUGGCCCGUACCCUGCUUAUGCUGGUGGAGGUGGUUUUGUCGUCUCUGGAGAGUUGCUGAAGUCUCUAUAUUAUGUUUCUCGUUUCAUUCCCUUCUUCCCCAUCGAUGAUGUCUACACUGGGAUGUGCGCUCAGGCACUGGGAGUUUAUCCUGAGGCACACCCAGGCUUUCAGACCUUUGACGUCAAGGAGCAGGAUCGUGGGAAUUUGUGUGUCCAUAAAGGUCUUAUAAUGAUCCACCAGCGCUCGCCAACGCAGAUGAAGAAGCUGUGGAAGGGCAUUAACAGCCCCCUGUUGACAUGUUGA